AGGCCUGUUUUCAGGUUGCAAAGGAAAUGCGAUUUGCAAAAAUCUCACUGUUUAAACUCCAGGACUUUAAUGGAAAUGAGAAACAACAGCUGCAAUUAUAGAUCGUUCCAAUAAUCUCUCUCUCUUGCCUUUUGAUGUGCUGCCUGUGGCUAAAAUAAAAACUUAGUUGAGAAAGGCCCCGCCCUGGAAAUGACUUGUGCAGCCAACGACAGAUUGCGUGUUGUUGCUUUUUGUUCAAAGACACUCAGGUUAAAGAGCUGGAGAUCAUUCAAAGUCUGUCCCUUCCAUGUGUGCAUGGUUACAACUUCAGCUUCUGAAAGCAAAACAGGAAAGCUGUGGAGGAACUUUUGCAGCGGAAGGGGUUAAAUGAAACCCAACUCUCCUUUUCCUGUGCAGUAAAGGAUUAGUAACCAAACAGAAGCUAGAGGAGAGAGGUGGUGUUAAAGAGCCACUGAUUGAGCUGGAAGACUGAGGACUUGAGUGGUGGUGAUCUAAGGUAGCAUUGCUGCCUCUUGCAGUCAUCUGUGAGCAGAGACACCCAGCCACAGGACAUGAUGACAUUUGUGUUCCUACUGCUUAUACUAACAGUGAUGCCUUCUUCCACGUUGGCGGCUCGUAAAGCAAAGAGGCAAACGGACUUCUGGGGGAGCUGGGGAGAAUGGGGCGACUGCAGCAGGAGCUGCGGUGGAGGUGUAAGUUUUCGGCAGCGACGCUGUUACUCAGUAAGGGCAGAUGGUGGGUUCAGCUGCAUAGGACCGACCCGAAACUAUCGCUCGUGCAAUGUUAAGAACUGUCCUGAGGGCUCCAGAGAUUUUCGAGCAGAGCAAUGUGCUGAGUUUGACGGGACAGAAUUUCAGGGAAAAAGAUACAAGUGGCUUCCUUAUUAUGGAGCACCCAAUAAAUGUGAACUAAACUGUAUCCCAAAGGGAGAAAACUUCUACUACAGGCACAAAGACACAGUGACUGAUGGGACGCCCUGUGAGCCAGGGAAGCAUGAUAUCUGUGUGGAAGGAGCCUGCCAAGCCGUUGGCUGUGAUAACAUUCUGGAUUCUUCCAAGAAGGAAGACAAGUGCCUACAAUGUGGCGGAGAUGGCAGAGCCUGUUUUGAGGUGAAGGGCUUCUUUGAUGUGCCCAACCUCCCUAAAGGCUACAAUCAAAUCUUCAUCAUUCCCAUGGGGGCCACAAGCAUCCGGAUUAAGGAAGCGACACCUACCAGGAACUUCUUGGCCAUCAAGAACGCACAAGGAGCAUACUAUCUGAAUGGCCACUGGACGAUUGAGUUCAGCCGUGCCUUGCAUAUUGCUAGCACAGUAGUGCAUUAUGACAGGGGUUCUGAGGGGGAUCUGGCACCUGAACUUCUUCACGCCAGGGGCCCAACUACUGAGCCCUUGGUCAUUGAGCUUAUCAACCAGGAGCCAAACCAAGGGGUACAUUAUGAAUACUAUCUGCCAACACAAAGGCAGAGCUUGGGCUACAGCUGGGCCUAUGGUUCCUGGGGCGAAUGCAGUGCUGAGUGUGGUGGAGGUUAUCAGACACGCUUGGUCUUUUGCACUAUUGACAAUGAAGUAUAUCCUGAUUAUAUGUGCAGAGAUAAACCACAGCCAGAAAAUAACCGAACUUGUGGCCUUCAGCAAUGUCCCCAGACAAAACGGAUAUCUUACCUCUAUCUGCCGGGAGCAUGGAGCCGCAACACAGCAUGGAGCUUACAAACAAAGAGCUGGAAGAUUGGGGAAUGGGGAGCUUGUUCUGCCACCUGUGGAGGAGGCACCCAGACUCGUUCCGUUUAUUGCGUCUCCCACCACGGACCUGGUUCUCAAAAUGCUGUGGAUGAUGCCGAGUGUGCAUCCUUGACAGAGAGGCCGCGUAGCAUACAGCCUUGCAACAUGCGUCAGUGUGCAGCAUGGACCACAGGGCCUUGGUCUGAGUGCACAGCUAGUUGUGGGGAAGGUGUUCAGACCCGGACUGUAAACUGCAUGUCGGAGCUGGGCUCUCGGACUCUCGAAGUUGCCUGCUUGACACAACCAAAACCUUCACACACCCAGUCCUGCACCGGUGAGAAUUGUAUCCAAGAGAUCGGCUGGCAUAUUGGAGACUGGGGACUGUGCUCAAAGAGCUGUGACUCAGGCAUCCGAACGCGGCAGGUCAUGUGUGCAGACGGGGAUUCCAAGUUCUACAACCAUGAGAUGUGCCGGGCCAUCCAGCCGCAGAUACCAGCCAUGCUUGGAACAUGCAACACCCAGCCCUGUCAUCUGCCGCAGCAGGUUCCCAGUAUGCAAGACUCUGCAGGCUACGAUGUCAACCGCCAGAACUUACUGACCCGAUACAAUCCUGACUACGGCACCAUAGCUUCUGCAAAUGAAAGAAUAACCCAAACUGGUUCUACUACUCAUCACCAAGUCCAGCCCAAUGGAGAUCAUGAUUCCAAUUUCUUGCCCCUUCAAUGGGAGUCUAACUUAGGAUCCUCAGUAUCCCGCCACUUCAAUUCCCAUCAAAAUGUUGCCUCAACAACUAAAGUUCAAGACUGUAACCAGAGCCUUCAUGGUUGCUGUUCAGAUGGCCAGACUGUGGCCGCUGGUCCUUUUGGGCAAGGCUGCCCAUUUGACACUUGCCAUCAGAGCAGGUAUGGGUGCUGUCCUGAUGGAAUAUCACCUUCUCAGGGGCCAAACAAGGAAGGGUGCCCACAAUACUACAGUGAUGUUUAUGUGAACAGGAAUGAACCUGCUGUUGCUGCUCCAACAGUGAGCCGAGUUCUGUCCCAGGAGAGGCCAGCGGAGGAGUGUCGUGUUUCUACGUAUGGUUGCUGCUACGACAACGUUGCUUCUGCUUCUGGGCCUCAGGGGGACGGAUGCCUCAAUAGACCCAGCCAACCUUAUCCUAUCGGUUGCCUGCUGCCCAGCGCCCAUGGCCCCUGCACAGAUUGGACUACGCGCUGGUACUUUGUACAUGACGUUGGGAAAUGCAAUCGGUUCUGGUAUGGGGGCUGUCACGGCAACAACAACAACUUUGCUUCUGAAGAGGAGUGCAUGAAAACUUGCCAUAGAUCAGUGGGAAGGAGUGAUGUGGGACAACACCACCAUGCUGCAGUUCCUAACAUCCACUCUAGUUCUCACCUGCGAGGAGUUGCAGAGGAGCAGCACCAACAGCAGCCUGCAAGAGGAGCCAUGAGUCAUAGCCAUGGAGGAGGAGGAGGAGGAGGUGGACGUGGGGCUUUCCAUGCUCACACUGGCUCAGAAACUCACUCAUUGCUACAUCAUGGGGAGAGAAGCUGGGGAAGGACCAUGACUGUAGAUAGCCUGCCUGAGUCUCAGCAAGGGAUGGGGGAAAGAAGGAAGGAUCCAGCAAACCACCUUCAUGGUUUAGGGGAAACCGUGGUCUCUGGACACUCUGAGAGGCGGCAGACUGUCAGUGGUCAGACGGUUCACCGUGAGCAUGAAGGGUGGAGGAGAGAAUCUGCAGCAGAUGGAUCAGUAGUGAAUGGAUUUGAGCGCCAAGCCUCAGCAAGCUCUUCCUUCCCUCCUUCUCUAAACAGGGUCUUCUUGGAUGGAUCGGAGUCUUCAGCAGUGGAGGCAGGCUUGGGACAAAGCAUCCGCCUUCUCUGUAAGGCAGGCAGUUCCCGCUUCUCCAGAGUUGAGUGGCAGAAGGAUGGGCGGCCAGUGUCCUCUGACAGGCAUACCUACCAGUCUGACAGUUCCCUGGUGAUCAGCCAGCUCAGAGCUGAAGAUGCUGGGACCUACAUGUGCAAAAUUUCGAAUGGGAGGGUAGAGCACAGGAAGAUUGUGCUGAGGAUCAAAGAAAUCCCAGGAUCUGAUGUUUCACAGAGAGCGGGGAAUCAGCUGAUUCAUGGUCAAAAUCACCAGCACAGAGCAUUUGUUUCAGGACUUAGUACUGGGCAAUCACAUGACUCUCCUGUCAACCUUCCUCAGACAACAUACAGGUUAAAAAUGUAUAAGAACGAACCCUCAAUUGUUGAUGCCAAUAUUGGGGAGCGAGUCAGAUUGCCUUGUCGUGUAGAGGCUUUGCCUUCUGUAACCAUUGAGUGGCAGAAAGACGGACAGCCCAUCUCCUCUCCAAGGCACAGACAGCAGUCUGACGGUGCCUUAGUUAUCAGUCGCCUUGCCUCUGAAGAUGCUGGCUUCUUUACUUGCAUUGCUUCCAAUGGCCGGGAUCAGGAUCAGCGAAGAGUCCAGAUCAUACCUAGAGGGGAGCUGAGAAUCACUGGCCUGCUGCCCAGCCUCUCUGUGUCAGAGGGGGAGACUGCUCAGCUUCAAUGUGUUGUGACAGGCAACAAUGUGAACAUAAGAUGGUCAAGGAAUGGAGUUCCGGUGAGAGCUGAUGGCCAUCGUGUCCAGACGUCCCAGGAUGGAAGCCUAUUCAUAAAUAAUGUGCAGACGGGUGACGAGGGGUCCUACACCUGCAAUGCCUACAGUGGCAGUAAUUCUGUCAGUGCUAGUACAGAGCUGAAACUUAUCCGGAAGAGGCCAGAAGUACCUGCACGCCUCCCUUUGGACCCAAGCAGGGAAUGUGUUGACCAACCACACCUUGCCAACUGUGACCUGAUUAUACAGGCUCAACUCUGCAAUAAUGAGUAUUACUCUAGCUUCUGCUGUGCCAGCUGUUCUCACCACCAGGGCUGAACCUCAUUUCCCCCUAAUGUGGUUCUGCUCCAGAAGAAGGAAGUUUAUGAUCUACAGUCCUGAUUGCUUGAGAAAUCCCAUAUUUGUUUACUCAAGCACGCACACACACACACACACACACACACACACUGGGAAGUGGAGAGAAUAGGUAGCAGUAGCCAAAUUUCUACCUUUCUUAAGCUUUCUGUGGUGUUUUGCAACACACACACUGAUUGUCUAACAGCUGGCUGACCUACCCAUUCAAGGAAAUAACAAGGGACUGUUUUUCUAACAUAGUUUAACAAGCAAUAUGGACAAGAGUCAAAAAGCAAGAAAGAAAGGUUCCUUCAGGCUGAUUAAUGAUAACAAGCAGCACUCACCUUUAAAGUAGACUAAAACACAAAAAUAAAUUACAGAAAGCCAC
Messenger RNA from Lacerta agilis (Sand lizard), 5037 nucleotides. RefSeq names its product papilin, proteoglycan like sulfated glycoprotein (gene PAPLN). Gene Ontology annotation, biological process: extracellular matrix organization. The transcript has 28 exons. Gene Ontology annotation, cellular component: extracellular matrix. NCBI's taxonomy places the organism in Eukaryota, Metazoa, Chordata, Lepidosauria, Squamata, Lacertidae. The record is from RefSeq and is a predicted model, not a curated record. The coding region runs from base 552 to 4634 and encodes 1360 amino acids. Gene Ontology annotation, molecular function: metalloendopeptidase activity; serine-type endopeptidase inhibitor activity.